Paramuricea clavata is the source of this 721-nucleotide messenger RNA. NCBI's taxonomy places the organism in Eukaryota, Metazoa, Cnidaria, Anthozoa, Malacalcyonacea, Plexauridae. The record is from the annotation of a GenBank genome assembly.
AUGGGUCGGGAUGCCGGGAUUCGACGUAUGGAUUACGUUUCUGGAGGUUCGAAGGGUACUAUUAUUAUUUUUAUUUCCGUUUCCGAACUCUCCGAGGUGACUGAUUGCUGGUUUGAAGGUCCUGAGGAUUGGAUUCAUUUGGGCUGGCACAUGGACUUUGAAAGUGAAUGGUCUUGUGUUCCCUGGACGCUGCAGAUUGAGGAGUUGCGGGAGGUCGAGCGCGCAAUUGAUGGAUUCUGGGAAGAGUCGCAGGAGUUUAGGCGCGCAAACGAGGAGAUUGAGUUACUGGAGAGGAUGGAAGAGGAGGAAAUGUGGAAUGAGAUCGAGAGGGUUUCUAGUGAGCUUGAGGUUCUAGUGAUAUAGUUUUUGAUGAAUUUUGUAAAUAAAAAGUUAUUCGUGUACAAUAAAGUGAUUAACCAUGGAAGAUCAGGAGGUUCAGCUAUGCUUUAGAUGUCCGGAAAAUUCGUUUCACAUUUUUCAGGCAAGGGGUGAUGAUAUGGUCGUGGAGGUAAGUUAUGGUGACCUUACCUGCCGAUGUCUUAUCCAGGAAAAUGACGUUGACAUUGCGGGCAAGAUUAAUAUUCGGGCAAGUAUACCGUGGAAAUUUGACGUGGACUUUUUGUCAGACGUCACUCUUUUUGGUUUACCAGAAUUUGAUCCGAUUUAUUUCGGAAGUCCGGUAAAGGUUGCGAGAUGGUUUGAAGAAGAGACUAGAUUUUAA